This is a messenger RNA of Thalassophryne amazonica, 1060 nucleotides long. Its product is annotated as pinin-like. NCBI's taxonomy places the organism in Eukaryota, Metazoa, Chordata, Actinopteri, Batrachoidiformes, Batrachoididae. The record is from RefSeq and is a predicted model, not a curated record. The transcript is spliced from 7 exons. The coding region runs from base 135 to 650 and encodes 171 amino acids.
UGACGUACUUGUCACGUGACUGGAAAAAUAUUUCUUCCGUGAAGGGCUAGUUAAAAAGCGACAUACGUGAGCGAAUUUCCACUUUAACUGAGUUAUUAUUGGAUAUUAUUUCUCCCAUUUAAAGACGCUCUGUCAUGUCAACAAAAGUGGAGUCGAGGAGGAGUGACUCCAGCUCCAAAACAGACGAAAGAAGGAGAUCCAGGAGCAGAGGACGAGAAAAAAGGAAGUGGAAACGCAGCCGCAGUAGAUCCUUCUCAUCAUCCUCUUCUAGCUCGUCUUCAUCUUCAUUAUCGUCAUCUUCAUCAAGAUCAUCUUCCUCAUCCAGCCAAAGUCGGAGCAGCUCGAGCAGUAGUGACUCUCACAGUAAAUCACGAAAACAGUCAAAGAAGAGGAAAAAAGAGAAGCACCACAAAAAAAAAGGGAAGAAAGAGAAGAAACAUAAAUGUAAAAAGGACAAGAAACGGGUGAAAGGAGAAGACAACUCAGGACCUGUGCAGAUCUCCAAGUAUCUGAAGGAGAGAAAGAAAGAUGGCAAGUACAGCAUGAUCUCAGGGAAGAAAAUAAAGAUGAAAGUCAAGAAGUCAAAGGAGGAUAAAAAGCGAGAUAAAAAUCGUGCAGAGCUUCUAGACUUCCUCAACUCUACCCUGUGAUGCUGGAGUGGACAGCGGCCAUCUCCCGACUCUGACGUCAGCAGAACUCGGGAAGCAACACGUCAGCUUUCGCGGAGGAUGAUUACAAAGUGUUUUCUGAUGAAGGAACGACAAGUGUGUCUUGUCGUCACAGCUGGGCGGCACUGAGCUGCAUGUAGCGGAGUGAAACACCACAUGUUCGAACUACGGGUGUAAUGAUGCAGUCUGCUCAUGGUGCGAGACACUGUACGGAACUCGCACAUCCCACAUAACAUGUUGUUACACCCCUAGUGCAGAUCAUGACGUUUCACUAUGCUGCUGUCAGGUGGCCGGUUCAUCAAACGCCUGUUGAUUCGCCUGAUUGUUCACAUUGGACAGUGUCAUCUGAAAUUUUAUGCUGUGGCCAACAGCACAAAGUCUUUGCUGCAAAC